This is a messenger RNA of Scleropages formosus (Asian bonytongue), 3771 nucleotides long. It is a transcript of the gene plekha8, whose product is annotated as pleckstrin homology domain containing, family A (phosphoinositide binding specific) member 8. The record is from RefSeq and is a predicted model, not a curated record. Gene Ontology annotation, cellular component: membrane; trans-Golgi network; early endosome. The transcript is spliced from 13 exons. Gene Ontology annotation, biological process: receptor recycling; ceramide transport; endosome organization. Gene Ontology annotation, molecular function: ceramide 1-phosphate binding; ceramide 1-phosphate transfer activity. The coding region runs from base 152 to 1849 and encodes 565 amino acids. NCBI's taxonomy places the organism in Eukaryota, Metazoa, Chordata, Actinopteri, Osteoglossiformes, Osteoglossidae.
UACGCCCAAACCCGGCGUAGUUCCAUCGCUGAGUGAAUCUUCGACUUGCGGCGUAACGGAAAUCGCUUGUAGGAAUUAAAUGGAGAGUCGGGGAUCAGCGAGGGCUCAGCAUCGCUAAGUGAUGAAUUGUAACGUCCGGACGCCAUAAAUCAUGGAGGGAAUGCUUUACAAGUGGACCAAUUACAUAAGCGGCUGGCAGCCGCGCUGGUUUGUGCUGGACGGCGGAACUCUGUCCUACUAUGACUCCCAGGAAGAUGCCUGGAAAGGAUGCAAGGGCAGCAUCAAAGUGUCUGUAUGUGAAAUUCAAGUGCACCCCUCGGACUUCACGCGCGUGGACCUAACUGUCCCGGGAGAACAAUAUUUUUAUCUCCGAGCCAUCAACGCUGCAGAAAGACAGAAGUGGUUGGUUGCCUUGGGAACGGCGAAGGCUUGUCUCACAGACAACCGGACCAAGAGAGAGAAAGAGCUUCAGGAGAACACAGAGGCCCUGAAAACCAAGAUGUCUGAACUGAGACUGUACUGUGAUCUUCUCCUCCAGCAAGUCAACAAGAUCAAGGAUACUUCUCAGGCUGAGGUGUUAAAUGCUGCUGCAGGGGAGGAUGGAGAGGCCAUGGGCACUUUGGUGAAGACCACCUGCACCACCUUCCUGAAGACGCUUGACGAGUGCAUGCAGAUCGCCAGCCGGACAUUUCGGGCUGAUCUCCUAUCCCAGACCCCCCCUGGUUCACCUCAUGUUGUAGCCAUCAAACCUCACAAGGUCAGAUUUGCCAACCAGUCAAGUCACAGCAUUGCGGAAAAGAAAAAAGAACCAAAUAGUGAUUUAGGGAACCUUCAGACAUCCAGGAGAUCUGACUGCCAAGUGGAGGGUUCCGAUUUUUCAAGUUUCUCACCUGAAAGCUUCAAAACAGCAGAGGUGUCUCCACGGGUUGGUCUCAACGAAGAGGUGCGCGGUGACCUUGGGGAAGUCACGGAAACCCAUUUCCAGGCAGGAGAGAGUGCGCCUGCUUUUGAGCAACCGGAAAGACCGGCCAAAGAGGGAGAGCAGGAUGAGGCACUUUCGGAAGACGAGGCAGCUGAUCGCCCUCGGAGUGUAGAAUUGAUAAGCCCCGCCCAGCCCCAGGACAGUGAAGUGGGUGGUCCCCUCGGGAGAGAGGGGAAUGUGGGUGUCAACCCAGCCGAAGACGGGGCCAAAGCGGAAGAAACAUUGCAGGUGGACACGUUUUUCAGCACAAUGGGCCACAGGUUUAGCGAUAUAAGACUGGAGGACAACAAUGGUAUCCCAACUCAAGCCUUUCUGGACUCCUGCUAUGCCAUCGUUCCAGUUUUAGACAAACUUGGCCCCACAGUUUUUGCACCUGUUAAGAUAGAUUUUGUGGGCAACAUCAAGAAGAUCCAUCAGAAGUUCAUGUCGGACCCGAGCAGCUACCCGACCUUGCAGGCGAUCGUCAUGCACGAGCUGAAGAUGGAGGAGGCCCAGGUGCGCAACUCGGCCACGGAGGCAUUGCUCUGGCUCAAGCGAGGCCUCUGGUUUCUCAAGGAGUUCCUCUCGGAGGUGGACGCAGGACAGAAGGACAUCCAUGCGGCGCUCAACAGCGCAUAUGGAAAAACCCUGCGACAGUACCAUGGAUGGGUGGUGCGAGGAGUUUUUGCUCUGGCCCUCAGGGCUGCCCCGUCGUACUCGGCUUUCACAGCGGCGCUGGUGUCCCUGGAGGGGGAUGAACAGAAGGAGGGCUUCAUCCACAGCAUGCACAGGGACCUCGGUGUCUACCUUCCCGCCAUGGAGAGGCAGCUGGCCAUCCUGGACGCCCUGUACGAAGAGUACGGCUUGGAGUCGGACGAGGUGGUUUGAUUCCCGUGGAUGAUCGGCGGGUGUGAGAGUGGCCGGAAAGGGCACGGCAUGCUCCAAAAGCAGCGGAUUCAAAAACAGAGCUGAGCAUAUCGUAUGCCUGUACGUGCCGCCGGUUUCGCCCGAUUCCGCCGCCGUGAAGGAUGAAUCCGCAUCUGUGACAUUGCUCUUGUGACGUGUUUCGGGAAUUCCUUCAGCGUACGCCACAGGUUAAAGGGUUAAAGGUAACCCCUCAUAAGGUGAGGACGCGAAGUUUCCCUCGGACGGGGAAUGCCGAACACGCAACGUACGUCACGCUGACCUCCCUGUAGUCUGACAUUUGGAAGCACCGCUCUUCUGCGCGGCCAAAGUCCGCGCGGCCGAUUUCAGGGGUGUAAAACCUACCUGGAGUCAACUCAUUAGUGCAGCAGGAGUCCACUGCUGCCUGGCUGUCAUGUGCGAUGCUUCCCGUAUUACGCGAACCGAAGAAGCUCUGAUUGAUCGCGGGCCCUAUGGCAUACAGUAAUCGGCAGCUGUAUGGCAGAGGUCGCUUAGCAAUGAAAGGGAAUACCGGGUCUUGUGGAACGGACAGAUGUCGUGGUCAGUGUGUUUCGUGAGUGGAGUGGGGUCACUGGAACCGUAUUCGGACGUUCUCUGCGGCAGUCCAAAGCGAAAAGUCGGCACAGAACAGUGGUAGAAUACGGUCUCCUGAGACGCACAGUAGGAACACUACACCCUGGGUAUGGAAUGUGAUAGUGCCACUUUGGGAAAACAGUGUGAUUUGUAUGUAUUUUAAUUUUAAGAGAUAUUUAGCUGAUCAGUUGUCAGUCGGAGGAGACGUGGAGCGGAGGUGAACCUCUCGUUCUGCACCCGUGCGGUUUGAGCUCCUGCUCCCGUCAGCGCUACCGGCGGCAGAGCGUCCGAUCGACAAGCCCGGUCCUGGGCAAACCUCACGCACAAAUGACAUGUAGAGAAGUUUCAUUUGUUAAAAUCUUAUUUAUUGGGUUCUCUUUGGAUUUCUUUCUUCGUUUGAUAUGAGUGUCAAAGCAUCGCACUUACGUCCUGUUUGGCAGCGCAUUAUUUAGAAUGUUUCGUUCAUGAUGCCGUUUCUGAAGUUGAGGGUACUAAUUUAACCACAAGAAUUUACAGCUGACAUGCUUUUAUACACCAGUCUCGCUGCACUUCUGGAUUACGUCUUUUAAAUGAAGAAAUCGUCGUAAAUUUAGUCUUGUAAUCAGAAUUUUCACGAAGUGGCCAUUACAGUGGGAAAUCCCUGUAUCUAUGGCUGUGAGAGCUUUAAUGGCAGCGGAACAUGAAUUAAUCCAAAAUCUCAAACCUGGAAAUAAAAAAAAAUCAGAGUGUUUCUUCAUUACAGCGUGUCAGCAAAGCACAAAAAACUAAACUGUGUCUUCGUUCAGAUUUUUGGUUGAACGCAAUGAAGUGUAGUGGAUUAAUUGUCACUGUUACCAAGAAUUAUGUGUUAAACUUCCUUUAACUGUAAAUCUUGCUAGCGAAAACUUCAAGAAAUGCCCGACAAAGGAAAAAAGGAAUAACUUUCACUUUAACCGAACAUUUAAUUUCUUAGAUUUUAUUAAGAUAAAUAAAUUUGCCUUGCUACACUUAAAUGAGUAUGAUUCGCCAAUAAACUUUGGGAUUUAAUCAUCUUGUUUAACCACCAGAUGGACUGUGGUCUUUUAUACUGUUAUUAAUAUCAUCUGCUUGUCACAUCUAAGAAGGGUUUCUAUUCCUGUGUCUGAAGAUUGAGCACAGGGACUGAUGAUUAUUUUACCAAGCAGGAAAGCUCACUUAGCCUCACAUUUUAUACACUCUUUGUGUUGUAAUAUGGGCUGACAGCGCUGUAUAGUGUCCGUAGUCACACUGAUCAUCCCCAUGUGGAUAAAUCUUAAUUUACCUGUGUUGCCCAAUCACAGUCACUCAGUUUGCUC